Mesocricetus auratus (golden hamster) is the source of this 1112-nucleotide messenger RNA. It is a transcript of the gene CUNH22orf39, whose product is annotated as chromosome unknown C22orf39 homolog. NCBI's taxonomy places the organism in Eukaryota, Metazoa, Chordata, Mammalia, Rodentia, Cricetidae. Bases 59 to 406 code for a protein of 115 amino acids. The record is from RefSeq and is a predicted model, not a curated record. The transcript is spliced from 3 exons.
CGGCCACUCAGUGAAGACGUCCUGCUUAGCUGCGAAUUUACUUGGAGCCCAUUGGUUCAUGUCUCUGUCAGUCACACGGGGCCUGGACAUGGCGGUUGCCGGCAGCUGGCAACCUCCCCGGCCCUGCGAGGACUACCGCGCUGAGUGGGAGCUCUGCCGCAGCGCCAGGCACAUCCUACACCACUACUACGUGCACGGCGAGCAGCCGGACUGCAGGCAGUGGCUGCGCGACCUGGCCAGCUGCCGCGAGUGGGAGGAGAGCCGCAGCCCCGAGGCCCAGCGAUCCCUCUGUGAGAGUGAGCAGACGCGGGUCCAGGCUGCACAGAAGCACAGCCUGGUGUGGACCUUGAGGCAGAGGCCCCCUGCAGACUGGAACCUCCCUCUACCACAGGAGAGGGACAAGUGAUGAGUGACAAGCAACCGCAGCCCUGCCCUUGACCUGGACUCGGACUAGCUUCCACCCGACCUGGAACACAGAGGAAGGCAUUUCCAGCUCUAACUGCCUGUUGCCUACCUGCAUCUGGGCAUCUCACCACUGUGAUAAGACACCUGUGUCCACAACUGCAGGCAGCCAAGCACUGUGGCAGGUACCUGUGAGCAGCCACAUUGGUCCAUCUUGUCCAUGCCACCUCCCGGAGAACAGCCACACCAGAGGUGGCAGUCCUGACGUGUGAGACCCUUAAGUGCACAGUGGCGGUCCUGACCUGUGUGGAUACAUGGCACAGUAGGCAGAAUAAGGUUGCUAAACGGUUCUGCUGCAAGUGGAUCUCCUUGACCAUGAAAAAUGGACCUCGGGGCCUUGGGUUUGGUGAUUUACUGUGUUAUUCAAGCAUGGAGCUCAGCCUUGCCCAGCUCCCCUGGAGAUAACAGUAGAGCAUGCUCAGUGGGCAGAACAACUUGCCCCUCUGCACCAGCCCCUUCUACUGGUUUUGCAGACUUUUACACAGUCUUGCAGGAACCACAGAAUCUGGGGCCAAGAGUUCAAGUCCAAGGAAUAUGGGAUUUAGACCUCCUGAUUUCUCCUUGUUGUUAAUGUAUUAAAAGCCAUUUCAGAUGUUGGAUUCCAAAAGCAACCCGAAAUUAAAGCCACAUUUGUUAUACUUUGCACCUGA